AUGUGGCAAUCACAGGGAAAGAGUUCUAGAACAUAUUGCCAUAAUUUUAAGUAGUUUUCCUUUUUCACCAUCCAUUAGCAAACAGAAAUUAGUUAGAUGUUCAUAGUGUGGGACUCAUUCCUAUUUAUCUGAAUCUAAGACAUAUUGUGGAGGUGUUUUGACAUUGGAAAGUGUCAUCGUGAGAGCGCAACAACAACAACACGGUGUAUUGUACUGUGAGUGUGAAGGAAAACUAAAGGAAAAUGGUUUUAGCAGACCUUGGAAGAAAAAUUACCUCGGCCUUAAGGGGUUUGAGCAACGCCACAAUCAUAAAUGAAGAGGUAUUAAAUAGCAUGCUGAAGGAGAUAUGUGCAGCCUUAUUAGAAGCUGAUGUCAAUAUCAAGUUGGUCAAAGGACUCCGAGAGAAUGUCAGGUCUGUAAUAGAUUUUGAUGAAAUGGCAGGUGGACUGAAUAAAAGAAGAAUGAUUCAGUCUGCUGUGUUCAAGGAACUUGUCAAGCUUAUUGACCCUGGUGUGAAAGCAUGGCAGCCAACCAAGGGCAAACCCAAUGUGAUCAUGUUUGUGGGCCUUCAGGGCAGUGGCAAGACAACCACAUGUACUAAGCUGGCAUACUACUACCAGAAGAAAGGUUGGAAGACCUGUCUGAUCUGUGCCGACACAUUUAGGGCUGGGGCGUUCGACCAGCUUAAACAGAACGCCACAAAGGCCAGAAUACCCUUCUAUGGAAGCUACACAGAAAUUGACCCUGCUGUCAUAGCUGCAGAUGGUGUGGAUAAGUUUAAAGAUGAAGGGUUUGAAAUCAUCAUCGUGGACACAAGCGGCAGACAUAAACAACAAGAAUCAUUGUUUGAGGAAAUGUUACAAGUGUCAAAUGCUGUUAACCCAGAUAAUGUUAUAUUUGUGAUGGAUGCCACUAUUGGACAGGCUUGUGAAAGUCAGGCUCGAGCAUUUAAAGAGAAAGUAGAUGUAGCUUCCGUAAUUAUAACGAAACUAGAUGGCCAUGCCAAGGGAGGAGGUGCUCUUAGUGCUGUGGCCGCUACUAAGAGUCCCGUCAUCUUCAUCGGUACUGGAGAACACACCGACGAUUUUGAACCAUUCAAAGUACAGCCAUUUGUCAGCAAGCUCCUAGGUAUGGGCGACAUUGAGGGGCUGAUUGACAAAGUGAAUGAGUUGAAGUUGGAUGACAAUGAAGAACUGAUGAAGAAACUCAAGCAUGGUCAGUUUUCUUUGAGAGACAUGUAUGAACAGUUUCAGAAUAUUAUGAAGAUGGGGCCAUUCAGUCAGAUAAUGGGUAUGAUUCCAGGCUUCAGUAAUGACUUCAUGACCAAGGGCAGUGAGCAGGAGUCCAUGGCUCGGCUAAAAAAGCUCAUGACCAUUAUGGACAGCAUGAACGAUGAAGAACUAGACAGUUUGGACGGAGAGCGUCUAUUCACACGACAGACAGGGCGCAUUCAGCGAGUUGCAAGAGGCGCAGGUGUCUCGUCACGAGAGGUCAGCGAACUUCUAACUCAGUACAAGAAGUUUGCUCAAAUGGUGAAGAAAAUGGGAGGUAUCAAGGGUCUUUUCAAAGGAGGUGACAUGACAAAGAAUGUGAACCCAGCCCAGAUGGCUAAACUGAACCAGCAAAUGGCCAAGAUGAUGGAUCCAAGAGUCCUACAACAAAUGGGUGGAAUGUCCGGUCUCCAGAGCAUGAUGCGACAAUUUCAACAGGGAGCCGCUGGGAAGUUUGGAGGCAAUAUGUUUGGAGGUGUAGGAGAUCGGUGACCUAACUGGACAUUGCCACUAAUUGUUUGGGAUCCUCGUUUAUCAAUUGCCUAACAGGCAGAUAUAUGAUAUAAGAACUACGUCAAAAAAUUAAAACAGGCAGAUAUAUGAGAUAAGAACUAUGUCAAAAAAUUAACUACAUGUACCUUCAGUGCAUGAUAACUGUUGCAAGAAAUCACUGUGUGAGCCGUGAAAUGGCAACAAUUCCACAUGAGGGAAUGACGAAAAAAAAAAAAGUAAGAAAACAACAGUCAGAAAAUUUUCAAGCCACACAACUGUUAAAUAGGUACUGCCAUCAAGGGCAAUAACUCUGGUGGUGAUACAGGUUGUCUUUUGGCUUACUGUUGUUAAGUUAUAUGUAAAUAAUAUAUCGUGUCAGAUAUCAUAAUGGGGCCCUUUCUGGCUCAGAUGGUUAAAUGCUCACUGCCACUGUCAGGCACUUGACCAAUGAGGUCUGGUGUUCAAAUCCUGCUCUCACUGCGGGGCUAUGGUUUCAGUCAGGAGGUUUGUCAGGUGCCUGCUGAAGGGUGGUUCACUCCAGACGCUCCCAUUUCCUCCGCCUUUAAACCUGGCUGGCAUUGCAAAAGUGAAGAGUUCCUCAGUGCCGUGUUACAGUAACUAAAUAUUGGUCAUAAUGCCGUGUUACAGUAACCAAAUAUUGGUCAUAAUGCCAUGGGUUUUUUUUUUACGAUGACCGAUCUUAAGAGUCUGUCAAAAGUGAAAUGCAAACUAAAAAAUCUGUUGUCAUUAAUAAAAAGAUUAGUUAGGCCUAUGUACCUGUAUAGUGUUAAGAAUAUUUGUGGUUUAAAUAUGGAUAAGGGUUCUUUUCAGUGCUGUAACUGUAAUUAUUUACCUUGACGAAAUUAAUGAAAUGAAGAAAAUUAUCUUAAAGCAAAAGAUGGAGGAUCACAAAUACAUCUAAAAAAUUGUGUAGAAUUUUGUAAUAAAUAUUCAACAUAUAA
Messenger RNA from Liolophura sinensis, 2725 nucleotides. Its product is annotated as signal recognition particle subunit SRP54. Gene Ontology annotation, biological process: SRP-dependent cotranslational protein targeting to membrane, translocation; SRP-dependent cotranslational protein targeting to membrane. The record is from RefSeq and is a predicted model, not a curated record. The transcript is spliced from 15 exons. Gene Ontology annotation, cellular component: cytosol; signal recognition particle, endoplasmic reticulum targeting. The coding region runs from base 243 to 1763 and encodes 506 amino acids. Lineage: Eukaryota; Metazoa; Mollusca; Polyplacophora; Chitonida; Chitonidae. Gene Ontology annotation, molecular function: 7S RNA binding; GTP binding; ATP hydrolysis activity.